This is a messenger RNA of Lactuca saligna, 627 nucleotides long. The record is from the annotation of a GenBank genome assembly. Lineage: Eukaryota; Viridiplantae; Streptophyta; Magnoliopsida; Asterales; Asteraceae.
AUGGAACCCAACAAUUCAAUCAAUCAAAUCGGCAAUCACAUCGACGAUGAUGGUGAUCAGAACUCAUUUCCAAGCCACCGUUAUCAGAUCAUCACCUAUUCAAGAAAGAGAAAACACUCUCAAUCUCAGGUAAUCACACUAAUCGAUUCAACACAAGUAAACCCUCUUUCGGAAUCAUCAGUUCUAGGGCUUGUUCUCCUUGCUCAUACGUUCUCAUACGAUAUUCAAAACCUCACUGAGUCUCUCCUUCUCGAAAUCCUCGCAAGAUUGCCCCUGAAAUCAAUUUUAAGUGCCCGUGCACUUCCACCUUCAUAUCAGUCACUCAUGACAACUGAUGAUUCGAGGAUUCUUGAUUUCUAUGUUGAUGGGUAUCUGCAAGCUUCCUUUAACAAUGAAGGCUCCAUCGAGCAAAAUACAUGCUUAAGCAAAACAGUAGGCGGUAGGCUGAUCGCAUCCACCCUAGUCCAGGAAAGAUCCCAUCUCUCCAACGGAUCAAUGGAUGACCACAAUCGUGGUUCGGGGCAGAUGAUGGAUGGAACCCAGAUCAAUAUAGAUGUAACAGGACUUGGGGCUAUAAUUGCUUUGGGUCUAAUGUACUUAAAGGUAACUCUUUGGCAGGAAGGAUGA